GCAGUGUUCAGUUUUUCUUCGCUCGUUCAUUGACCACGUCGUCGUCACCGUCGCCACCAUCCUCGCUGGCACUUCUGCGCACUUGCAAUCGCCGUGUCGGAAAAAGUCGUAAUCAUUUUAGUUAAAGUGAAAUUUUCGUUACGGAAAUUGUAACAAAAGCUGCCAAAUUGUGAUAGUUUUUUGAACACGGUCUCUGUACGAGUGUGCUGGAAACGACUGAGGUUUGAGUGAGUGAACGACAGACAGUAUAGCGAGCGAAGAUAAAUCUCGAUUGACCUUGAACAGAGGUUCCCCCCGUUCGGAGCGCUAGUGCUCUCCCCCGUUUGCAAGUAAAGUGAAAAAUAAACAAAUUUUAAUCGUGUGUUUUGUUCUGCUAAUCGACAUGGCUUGCUGUGGUGGUUGCUGUUGAUGAGAAGGCGGCAGAGAAUACUAUUUUGGCAGGCAACAGAACGAAGGAUAGGCGGCAAUAUGAGGCCAGCAUCUAGUACCCGACGAGAUUCGCAACGUGUAGCAGUACUGAAGACCGCAGCAGGCACUGCUCAACUUCCGGAACAGCACCGUUUCUACGCCCGCACUGCGUCAAAGGUUCCCUCGAUCGUCAUCGUAGCGAGCAAGACUCACUUUAAUCAUCAAAGCCGUCAUUUUCCGUUUCGUUUGGUACCGCACAAAUUCCGAACUACCCUUACGUAGGGAUGCCGCUUGGCUCUAGCGUGACAACCCGGACCGGAAGCUGUUGAACAAAGGACCUUCUAGUGUGGUGUCGUGUCAGUAAUUUACUAUUUAUUAGCUUGAAGAAACCAUUCCUGUAUAAAUGUGCUUGAAAAAAGUGUUCAAAAUUUGCGCGUUGACCCCAUUCUGAUGAGUUUGUUAUUGUUUUGGGGUUCUGUUUGUAUCAAAACAAAAUACACUCAUACCCAAACACGUGCCCGUGAAUAAGAAUUGUAGUGUAGUGUUCGGUUGCAAAUAGAAACAAUAAAUCUCGGCGAUCAGUUUAACGUUGACAUUGCAAGUGGUAAACAAUUUUAUAAAGGUGUCGCGACUUUUCCGUUUCCAAAGCACUUGUACAAGUGCGGUGCUCGUGUGCUUCAAAUCAAAACAUCCCAAACAGAAUGGCUGCAGCAGCUGAUAACGGUGACAGCAACCCGAUCACCGGAGAACCUUCGGUGUGGAUCUUCGGCUACGGGAGCCUCUGCUGGUAUCCGGGUUUUGAGUACGACAAAUGCAUCACGGGCUACAUUCGAGGCUACGUGAGACGCUUCUGGCAGGGUAAUACGACCCACCGGGGAACGAAGGAAAAGCCUGGCCGAGUAGCAACAUUAAUUGAAGACAAUAAUGGCAUCACCUGGGGCUGCGCCUUCCGAGUGACUGGCAGCCUGGCCCUGGACUACCUGAGACAGCGCGAGUGCACCCUCGGAGGCUACGCAACCGACUACAUCAAGUUCUACCCGCGCGUAGCCAGCGAACAUUCCGGUCUCAGUGGGGAAGCUUUCCUAGCACUGGUCUACGUUGCGACACCGAAAAACGACCACUGGAUCGGCGAAGAGCCGAUGGUAGAAACAGCUCGUCAAAUCGCCGAAUGCACCGGACCGAGCGGACACAACGUAGAGUAUCUGAUCCGGUUGGCACUGUUCAUGCGAGAGGAGCUCCCGGGUGCACCCGAUGAAUACCUCUUCGAACUGGAAGGUCUGGUACGGAGAUUUGUAGCCGAGACGAAUACGGCCAUCUGUAGUCUGCUGGGAAGUGCACCGCGUCGAAUUCGAAGGGAUUCCCACGAGGAAAUACGGCGGCAUGUUUCGUUCGAGUACACAUCUCGGGUACCGGAGAAGAAGCUACGCUGUUUGAACAUUUGAAUAUAUACGAUCGAUUGAUCGAGGGACGCACAAACUCAUUCUAUGGUGAUUUUCGUCGACGGCAGUGUAUUGCGCAUUUCACGCGGAAUUGGAGUGUCUCGCUGGUGUUUGCAGUCUUGGGAAGUGUGAUGUAAGCUCUGAUUCCCGCCGUAGUAUUAUCUAUUGACCAUAAAAACAGACCAAUUUGAACGUUUACGCAGAUUUUGAAAUAAAUUUUGUUCUAGAUCAAUUUGUAUUAUAACUCAAGAAACAAAUGCACUGAAGGGCACAAAGUAUUUCGACGCGAUCGUGAACUUUUAUCACAAAUUUUACACUCGUGAGACAGUUUAUUUUGUGUGAAAUGCGCUACCAUAAGUCUUGUAUGUAUAUGUGAAGCUUUUAUCUGCGUUUUCAAGCUUUUAGAUUUUUAAGUUACGACUAUCUCUUUAGAGCGCAUUAUAUAAUUGUAUCAAGCUAGCAGUAAGUAAACGACAUAAACUAUACAGGAACCAACCAAAAACAACAAUCGACAGCUAAAGUAUAAACUAUCAGCUUUUCAUUCAAUAAAACUUCCAAUUUUUAACCUAAAA
This is a messenger RNA of Topomyia yanbarensis, 2419 nucleotides long. Its product is annotated as glutathione-specific gamma-glutamylcyclotransferase 1-like. The record is from RefSeq and is a predicted model, not a curated record. Bases 1110 to 1850 code for a protein of 246 amino acids. Gene Ontology annotation, molecular function: gamma-glutamylcyclotransferase activity; glutathione specific gamma-glutamylcyclotransferase activity. The transcript has 4 exons. Gene Ontology annotation, biological process: glutathione catabolic process. Gene Ontology annotation, cellular component: cytoplasm. NCBI's taxonomy places the organism in Eukaryota, Metazoa, Arthropoda, Insecta, Diptera, Culicidae.